Molecule: messenger RNA, 2328 nt
Organism: Vicia faba (fava bean)
Lineage: Eukaryota; Viridiplantae; Streptophyta; Magnoliopsida; Fabales; Fabaceae
Source: the annotation of a GenBank genome assembly
AUGAGCGGAAGUGGCAGAAAGCUAUCUUCAAACAGGGUUUCAAGAGAUGAACCUGAAUUUUCAUCCGAGAGUGCUACUAAUAGCAAUAGUUCAAGGUAUUUGGAAAGAAAUGAUAUGAUAAAUCCCAGAAUGGGAUUUUCAUGCAAGGAACCUUUUUCUCGAGGCAGAGGUUCAAGUAAGGAUGAUGUUUGGAACCCAGACUACGAAGUUUUGGACGCAACAAUCGCACAAGACACUGAUGGAAGUUACAAUAUGAAAACCUCUCCAGGGUUUGAGGAAUUGAAAAAUAGGAAGCACAGUCAAUCUGCAAAAAAUGAUUACAGCAGGAGAAGCAGGAGCCAAAGCCGGAGCCCUCCACAUGGUUUUAGGUAUUCAGCUGUUGAUGACGAGAACAGAACGAGGGCUGGCGAUGAUGAGAACAGAACAAGGGUUGGCAGAUUGAUGCGACCUUGUAGAGAUUUUGCUGUUGGGAACUGCAGAAGAGGCAGCCAUUGCCAUUUCCUUCACCAUGAUAAGCAAAGUUAUGAGGAUAGUAGGGAAAGUAGACACAUGCAAGAUGGACCCAGAUAUUGUAAUCCCCGUGAGAGUGGGGAUUAUUCUCUCACAAGUCGAAGAUCUAAUGAAGCUUGUAUUCAUUUUGCAAAGGGAAGGUGUAGAGCGGGAGAAUCAUGCAAGUAUGUGCAUCAUGGGAAUUCUGAUGAGUUUGAUAAAGUUUCUGCAGAUGAAUCAUAUAGGGAAAGGGAAAUUGAUAGAAGACACAUAGAUAAAUCAUUCAAGCAGGGUGGCCCGUAUUAUCCAAACCACCGUGGUAAUACUCCUUGCAAAUUUUUUGCUUUUGGAAAUUGUAGGAAUGGUAAAGAUUGUAGGUUUUCUCAUGAUAGACAAGCAUUUACCAGCCCUAUUAGAAGAUUAAGGGAUGAUAGGUCAAGGAGUAAUCAAGGUGAAGAUCAGGUGUUGGAUAGACAAAUAGUGAGGAAUUCAGUUACCCCUAAUGAAAGGCGAAGAGAUGAUAGACGGGGUUCAGAUGGCAGUAUGGCUGAUGUAGAUAAAGUUUGGGAUGGUCCAAAGCCGAAUAAUUUAGUUGCUGUCUGUGAUACUGCAAACCUAGUUGAGAACAACAAAAAAGGUCUUUUAGGUGCCCCGGAACCUGGGUUCAUGGCUUGGCCAAUGAAUAAUGGAUUGGACCAUAGCUCAGACAGGAACAUAAUGCAUAAUGAAUCACCAUUUACAAUUGAUAAGCAGGAAGCCAACUGUUGGACGGCAGAAAAUGCAGCUGACAACAUUCUCAUUUCUCAGUCAGUAGGUGGAGGCUUUUGGCCUGGAGAUGAAAAAAUGUCUCCUGAUUGGAAUUAUGGUGCAAGAUGUUCCAGCCAUGUUAACGAUGAGCAUGGGCAGAAUAAGCAACAAGGUGCUCCAGGUCAAGGACUAAAUCAGAAUGCUCAGAAUGUAACUGCUUUGCAAGUGGUUAGACAGAGUCAAGCAACAGUUUCCAUUGUUCCUCCAAGAUCCAGAACUAUUGAAGGUUUACAGAACCAGGAGCUCUUCACUAAUGCAAACGACACUGUAGAACCAACUAUCAUGAAUGCAAGCAUAUUGCAAAUUGGUUCAGGAAAUACUCAAAUUCAGAACGUAGUCAGCAAAGAACAACUUAGCUGCCUCUCAGCCUCUCUUGCACAUUUCCUCGGAACAGAUCAGCAGUUCCCACAACUUCACUCUGUUAUAAAUUCUUGUGAUGCAAAGGACACUCUCUUCGCAAGCAAAAUUGAAGGGCAAUCAUCGAAGCAAUACGAUCUAAUGUGUGAUAGUAUGGAGCCCAAAAAUAUUAAUGCAAAUGGGGUCUCUCCAACCUUUUCUCCUAAUACAAAGAUUUCAAAAGAUACAGCCAGAAUUCCACCUCUGUUAUCUAACCCAGGACACAAUUUUGACCAUUUUCGUAAAAAGGAGGCCAGCAACAUGGACGCCGAAAAAAAGGAAAUAUCUCAAUCUGAAAAUAAAAUUACAGAAGCGAAUAGUCCUUUGGUAAACAUGGGCCAAAAUGAUGGACCUGAUGAGGCCAAGAAAUUAAAGGACAUAAAGGGGAUUCGUGCAUUUAAAACUUCAUUGGUAGAACUCAUUAAGGAGAUCCUAAAACCAACAUGGAAAGAUGGUAAAGUCACCAAAGAAGAUUAUAAAGCAAUUGUGAAGAAGGUUACUGAUAAAGUAACUGGUACAGUAAAUCAGGUUCAUAUACCUCAGACACAAGAGAAAAUUGAACGCUAUUUAUCAGUUUCAAAACCAAAGCUUAACAAACUUGUACAGGCUUAUGUGGAAAAGCUUCAGAAGGCCUAA